AUGCGACGGCGUCGAGACGCAGACAAACGUCCCUCGGACGUUCCGCUUAGCACCGCCGAGGCUUGGAAAGAAGAAAAAACGGCUGUUGAAAGACAGGAACCAGCCUCGGUAGCGGCUUAUCAGCAGUUGCUGAGAAGAACCAACUCAUCGGGAGUUUUAGAGCGAAACCGUUGGCGGAUCCAGGAGGGGUGCCGGAGAUCGCAAGAGUGUAUACGGAGGCGAAGACUGCUGAUGCCUACUCCCACCUACCGUAUCUUGGCGCGAGAGAGCGACACUCACUCGAUCAAUAGAGCCACGCCCACUCUGGCGACGACAAAGGCAUCCAUCAACAGCGCUUGGCCGAUGAGUUGGGCCGGUCCAAGCAAAGUGUGCCAAUUGAGAAGAAGUCCCGAGUCACAUAAUUGCGAUGAGGUGUUGACGACCGUCGAUGGACCAUUUUGGAAUCUGAUGUGA
Messenger RNA from Caenorhabditis auriculariae, 453 nucleotides. NCBI's taxonomy places the organism in Eukaryota, Metazoa, Nematoda, Chromadorea, Rhabditida, Rhabditidae. The record is from the annotation of a GenBank genome assembly.